Messenger RNA from Osmia lignaria (orchard mason bee), 1333 nucleotides. Its product is annotated as fructose-bisphosphate aldolase. The record is from RefSeq and is a predicted model, not a curated record. Gene Ontology annotation, biological process: glycolytic process. NCBI's taxonomy places the organism in Eukaryota, Metazoa, Arthropoda, Insecta, Hymenoptera, Megachilidae. Gene Ontology annotation, molecular function: fructose-bisphosphate aldolase activity.
UUUCGUUAUUUCUGAAAGAAGGCAGGAAUUUCUAUCGAAAUUUCUGCAAACAUGAUUUCUAUAAUUACAUAAAAAUAUAUUCGACAUUCUGUUAUAUUUUUCAAAUUGACCAGUAUUUUUAUACAUUUUAAAUUACAAAAAAAAAAGAAAUGAUGCGGUUAGGAGAUAAAUGUACUUGUAAGGACAAAAUAUCAUCACCCAUUACAAAAUACACGGAGCUAGAUCCCGCUCUAUGUCUGGAGCUGCGAAAAAUCGUGAACACUCUAAUCGCACCAGGAAAAGGGUUGUUAGCUAGCGACGAGUCUCCAGCAUCUUUAGAAAAACGAUUCGAUGAACUCAACAUCGAAAACAGUGAAACCACUCGGCGUGAUUAUCGGCAAAUGCUAUUCACAGCUGACAAGUCUAGACUCUCCAAAUACAUUAGCGGUGUUAUUCUGCACCACGAGACAGUUUAUCAGAAAACCACGGACGACAUUGAGUUCAUCGAGCUGCUACGCCAAAGAAAUGUCGUACCCGGCAUUAAGGUCGACAGAGGUUUGGUCCAGCUAUUUGGCACCAAGGACGAAAACACCACGGAAGGCUUGGACAGUUUGCAAGAGAGAUGCAUUCAAUAUAAACGAGAUGGUUGCCACUUCGCCAAAUGGCGAUGCACGUACACGAUCUCAGAGAGCACGCCGAGUCAACUGGCCAUGGCUGCGAAUGCGAACGUCCUUGCAAGAUACGCCAGUAUAUGUCAGAGUGCACGAAUCGUACCAAUCGUAGAACCGGAAAUAUUGAAUACCGGUAAUCAUGGAAUAAAUAGGGCAUUAGAAGUCCACGAAGAUGUGUUGUCUAUUUUAUUUCGCGCUUUGAACGAACAUCGUGUCUAUCUUGAAGGGAUAAUUCUAAAACCAGCGAUGGUUUUGUCAGGAAUACAGAAUACCAUGAAUUGCACAUCUCAGAUUGUUGCCGAGUAUACGUUAACAGCUUUGGAGAGGACAGUGCCCCCAGCAGUGCCAGCGGUUUUAUUUUUGAGCGGCGGACAGUCGGAUACAGAUUCCGUUUUAAAUUUGAACGCUAUCAAUACUUACGAAGGAAAGAAACCAUGGACGCUCAGCUUCUGUUACGGACGUGCUUUACAAAACGAAGCGAUGAAAGUUUGGAGUGGAAAUGCAGAAAAUAUUGAGAAAGCUCAAGAAACCUUUCUAGAGAGGGCAAAACUUUGCUCUGAAGCGGCUUUAGGACAAGCGCAACUAAAUAAUGGUGUAUGCACCAGGAGAAAAACAAACUCUUUGUAGACAAUUAUAGAAAUCAUUUAAGCUAUACAUAUUAAAUUAUUGUUUUAUGAUUUUCU